Messenger RNA from Schistosoma spindalis, 1905 nucleotides. The record is from the annotation of a GenBank genome assembly. Lineage: Eukaryota; Metazoa; Platyhelminthes; Trematoda; Strigeidida; Schistosomatidae.
GUAUUAAUAUGUGGUUUCUGCUAAGGAUCUUGUACUGCAAUCAAAUAAACAGAAUUGAACUAAAUAACUUUUUUUAUUAAUUUUUAACCUAUUUCAGUUAUUUAUUCAGUAAUUAUGAUGAAUAAUGCUGGAUUCAUUUCAGAUUGAAAUAAAAUAUCUAUGCACCCCGUUGUAUAGUAAAAAAAAAAUAAUAAUUGUGACCUUGCGUGCAUUUGUUAUAUGAACCUAAAACAAUUAACAAUUAUUAUGAUUGGUUGACAAAUAACCAAUCGCAGCACGUAGCAACAUAAUAUAAACGUUUGAUCAUCCUCGGUUCACUCAUUAUUCCAAAUUGCACUUAUUAUCUCAGUGACAUUCAAUGAAAUUGAUUUCAAUGAUUACAAAUAUUCAAUUAUUAUCUGUCCUAUGCUUAUUAACUUAUGUGAAUGCAGGUUUGUUACAAAAAUCAAAUGAAGGUAUUACAGAUGAAAUUUCAUCCGCCGAAAAGAUUGAUGCUGGACAAGAAGUAGAGCCGUCAAUCGUUUCUGAUGUUGUUUCAGAAAGUGUGGAUAGUUUGAAUGAAACUGCAAAUGUAGACAGUCAUAAAGAAGGAACUUCUAACUUGAAUUCAACUGAGCCGAUUGUAGUGGCUAACGUUGCUAACACUGAAACUGUCGUUGACUUAGCUUCAAAUCCUUCAGAAUCUACGAUGGGAAAUUCUGACAACAAUUCAGAUAGCACUGACAACUCAGAUGUUUUUUCUACUCUGACGGCAGAAACUGAUACUACUCAGAACAAUAUUGUUGUUCCAAUAAUUUCAGAGGGUUUAGAAAAUCAUACAGAAAGUACUUCAACAGUGACAAGUGGUGAAAAUCAUACAGAAAGCACUUUUACUGUGACAAGUGAUGAAAAUCUUACAGACAAUGUUCAUACAGAAACAGUUAUAUCCGAUUCAACUUCAGAAAAUCUUGAUAACCAUACAGAAGCCCCUAAAGACGCUGAUGUACUUCCUCCUUUGAUAGUAGCCGUUGGUGAUCUUUGUAAAGAGUUUGGUAUUUACAUGGACGCACAGUCGACUAGUUUAACAUCAGAAGACUUAGAAAAUCAGACAGAAAGCGCUGAUAACUCAGAAAUAACCCCUAAUACAGUGGUCCAUAACGCUGAAGAAAAUCGUACUGAUGACUCUCACUUAAAGUCAACUUCAGAAAGUGUUGAUAUUCGAUCACAAACUCCCAUAGAAACAGCUAAAUAUCCUUCUUCUUUGAUGAAACUAAUUGACAACCUUUGCAAGGUGUUCAUUAGCAUAAAUGAAAUUGUCCCUGAUACAACAAAAGAACCUAGCGAAAUCAUCACAACAACUGAGAUAAACAAUGUCACUGAGUCAGAAACCAAGUCUACUGACAACAAAACACAAAGUGUUUCCGAUAUUUGCAUAAAUACUAAAAGUGCAAAUGAAACAGGCUCAACAACUGAACAACCAAGUACUACCGGCGCAGUAUUGCAUCAUUUAGAUAUUUCUACAAUAAAGAGUAAGAAGUGUAAAGCGAAGAACUCAGAUGAAAAUGACUGUGAAACCGAUUCGGAAACUGAUGAUGCCUCAGAAGGAGCCGAUAGUGAUCGUGAUAGUAGUGAUGAAAGUGACGAUGAUAAUGAAUGAAAUUGAUGAAAUUGUGCUGAUAUUAAACACAAUCCCUGGUGUACCAACAGAUGAUUUUACAUUUAUUAAAUACAGAACAAAAACAAUAAUGAAUUAGUGUAUUAAUCCUUUAAAUUCUGCUUAAAUUUUACAAUUUAAACAUUGAAACAAAUUCUGUCAACUGAUUGAAAAAGAUCAAUGUAACAUUUAGUCAUUAUGUACUACAUUUUAUCUCUUCACAAUAUAUAUACAUAUUUGGUACUGGCUGAAAUAUAAAUCAUUCUUAAAUU